AGCCACAGAUUGUCUAAUUAGAUUAAGCGAGGCUUUCCUCAGAUAAUCAUUUAGCCAGCUCCUGUGUUUUUUCCUCCAGUGGAGCAUCGCCUCUGACUGUGAGCUUGCUGAAGGUCAAAGUGAAUUUUUCCUCAAUAACAGGCUGCUUUUUGGAGGGGAUAGUGGUCUUGGAGCAGGACUUGGAGCAGGUCCGGGUGCAGACCGUGGCUGGGUUAUGGGCUGUUUCUGGAGCUGUGUGUGUGACGCUGCUCAGAGUAAUCGGACUGCUGCUAAUACCUGCUGCUGCUGCUGCUGAUGAUGAUGAUGAUGAUGAUAACAGGAGGCGAUGGGGGAAGUUUCUUCACAGAGUCACUGUAAGGCCACUUCUGCACCUCAGGCCCACCACUGAGUCUGUGUUAGUCAGCAAGGCCCGUGUCCACGUCCCCGAGGAUCAGACAUGGCCAAUAACUCUUUCCGUGGGUCCAAACACGGCCGCCGUGAUGAGGCCAACCACGAGGCAGAGUUCAGCUGCUCACUGCAGGAGCUGCGCUCGCUCAUGGAGCUGAGAGGACCAGAGGCUCUGAACAGGAUCCAGAAAAGUUAUGGAGACGUUAAUGGACUGUGCGCCAGACUGAGAACGUCACCCGUCGAAGGUUUAGAUGGAAGCUCGGCGGACAUCGACAGAAGGAAAAGGGAUUUUGGAGAUAACACCAUCCCUCCUAAAAAGCCAAAAACCUUUUUACAGUUAGUGUGGGAGGCCCUGCAGGACGUCACACUCAUCAUCCUGGAGGUGGCAGCCAUCAUUUCACUAGGCCUUUCUUUCUACAGACCUCCUGAUGCGGAGAGACAGCACUGUGGCAGAGCGGCUGGCGGCGUGGAGGAUGAGGGUGAGGCGGAGGCCGGCUGGAUCGAAGGCGCUGCCAUCCUGCUGUCUGUGGUGUGCGUGGUCCUGGUGACGGCCUUCAACGACUGGAGCAAGGAGAAGCAGUUCCGUGGCCUCCAGAGCCGCAUCGAGCAGGAGCAGAAGUUCACCGUGGUCCGGGGGGGGCAGGUGGUCCAGAUCAAUGUGACCGAGAUUGUGGUCGGAGACAUUGCACAAGUCAAAUAUGGUGACCUCCUCCCUGCUGAUGGCAUUCUAAUACAGAGCAAUGAUCUGAAGAUCGACGAGAGUGCUCUGACUGGAGAGUCUGAUCAUGUCAAGAAGAGUGUCACAGAGGACAUCAUGAUGCUUUCAGGUACCCAUGUGAUGGAGGGCUCGGGUAAGAUGUUGGUCACAGGUGUCGGUGUGAACUCUCAGACGGGCAUCAUCUUCACACUGCUCGGUGCCAGUGAGGAAGGCGAUAGUGAUGCAGAGGAAAAGGCCGAGAAGGAGAAGAAGAAGAAGAGAGAGAAAGAGAAGAAGAAAGAGGAGCGGAAAAAGAAAGAGAAGAAGGACAAGAAAAGUAAGAAAGACGACAAAGGCAAGAAAGGGAAAAAGAAGGACGGAGCCAAUGUGGAGUUGCAGCCACUCAACGAAGAUGAGGAGCCAGACAAGAAGAAAAACCUGCCAAAAAAGGAGAAGUCUGUCCUCCAGGGGAAGCUGACAAAACUGGCUGUGCAGAUUGGAAAAGCGGGUCUGUUGAUGUCGACUCUCACCGUCAUCAUCCUCAUCACCCGCUUCCUGAUCGAUACCUUCUGGAUUCAGGGAGUUCCCUGGGCCAGCGAGUGUGCGCCCAUCUACGUGCAGUUUUUGGUCAAGUUCUUCAUCAUCGGUGUGACGGUUCUGGUGGUGGCCGUGCCUGAAGGUCUCCCUCUGGCUGUUACCAUCUCCUUGGCAUAUUCAGUCAAGAAAAUGAUGAAGGACAACAACUUAGUCCGCCACCUGGACGCCUGUGAGACGAUGGGCAACGCCACAGCCAUCUGCUCUGACAAGACAGGCACACUCACCAUGAACCGCAUGACAGUGGUGCAGGCCUACAUUGCAGGAUGCUUCUACAAAGAGGUGCCAGAGCCGAGCAAGAUCCCUGCCAAGAUACUGGACCUGCUCAUCCUGGGCAUUGGGGUCAACUGCGCCUACACCACAAAGAUCAUGCCUCCAGAGAAGGAGGGCGGGCUACCUCGCCAGGUGGGAAACAAGACUGAAUGUGCCUUACUGGGAUUUUCCCUGGACCUGCGCAGAGACUACCAGACCAUUCGCAAUGAAACCCCAGAGGAGAAGCUGUUCAAGGUCUACACCUUCAACUCUGCCAGGAAGUCCAUGAGUACUGUGCUGAAGAAUCAUGAUGGCAGCUACCGAAUGUUCAGCAAGGGGGCCUCUGAAAUCUUACUCAAGAAGUGCUGUAAGAUCCUGAUAGCUACUGGUGAACCUAAAGACCUCAAACCUCGGGACCGAGACCACUUGGUGAAGAAGGUGAUUGAGCCAAUGGCUUCAGAGGGCCUAAGGACCAUCUGUCUCGCAUACAGAGAUUUUCCCACCACUGAUGGAGAGCCUGACUGGGACAAUGAGAGCCACAUUCUCAGUGGCCUCACUUGCAUUGCAGUGGUUGGCAUUGAAGACCCUGUGCGACCUGAGGUACCAGAAGCCAUCAGAAAGUGCCAGCGGGCUGGGAUCACAGUCCGCAUGGUGACCGGAGACAACAUCAACACUGCACGGGCCAUUGCCAUCAAAUGUGGCAUUCUGCAACCUGGAGACGAUUUUGUGUGUAUGGAGGGCAAAGAGUUCAAUCGACAGAUCCGGGAUGAGCUGGGAGAGAUUCAACAGGAACGCAUUGACAAGAUUUGGCCAAAGCUGAGAGUCCUCGCCAGAUCAUCGCCAACGGACAAACACACUCUGGUCAAAGGCAUCAUUGACAGCACGGUGCUGGAGAAGAGGCAGGUUGUUGCAGUCACUGGAGAUGGAACAAAUGACGGGCCUGCCCUCAAGAAAGCAGAUGUUGGCUUUGCCAUGGGCAUCGCAGGAACAGAUGUGGCAAAGGAGGCAUCGGACAUCAUUCUGACAGAUGACAACUUCAGCAGCAUCGUGAAGGCCGUGAUGUGGGGCAGGAACGUUUACGACAGCAUCUCCAAAUUCCUGCAGUUCCAACUCACCGUCAAUGUUGUCGCAGUCAUCGUGGCCUUCACUGGUGCCUGCAUCACGCAGGACUCUCCUCUAAAGGCUGUGCAGAUGUUGUGGGUCAACCUCAUCAUGGACACCUUCGCUUCCCUGGCCCUCGCCACUGAGCCCCCGACCGAGGCGCUGCUGCUCAGGAACCCUUAUGGACGAAAGAAACCACUCAUCUCCCGCACCAUGAUGAAGAACAUCUUAGGACACGCCGUUUACCAGCUGACCCUAAUCUUCAUCCUGCUGUUUCUUGGUGAGACUUUGUUUGACAUUGACAGCGGCAGGAACGCCCCCCUCCAUGCCCCGCCGUCCGAGCACUACACCAUCGUGUUCAACACGUUUGUCCUCCUGCAGAUCUUCAACGAGUUCAACGCUCGCAAGAUUCACGGGGAGAGGAACGUCUUCGAGGGCGUCUACAGGAACCCCAUCUUCUGCUCCAUCGUCGUGGGAACCCUGGUCAUACAGGUCGUCAUUGUGCAGUUUGGUGGCAAACCGUUUAGCUGCGUGAGUCUGUCCACCGACCAGUGGCUGUGGUGUGUUUUCCUGGGCCUGGGCAGCCUGCUGUGGGGACAGCUGGUGUCCAGUGUCCCCACCGCCUGGCUGAAGUUCCUGAAGACGGCCGGUCACGGCACGCAGCAGGAGGAAAUUCCUGAGGAGGAGCUGGAGGAGAUGAAGGACCUGGAUGCCAUCGAUCACGCUGAGAUGGAGCUGAGGAGAGGCCAGGUGCUCUGGUGCCGUGGCCUCAACCGCAUUCAGACUCAGAUCCGUGUGGUGAACGCCUUCAGAGACAGCAUGUCUCCCUACAAAGGUCUGGAGACUCCCGAGUCUCGCAGCUCCAUCCACAACUUCAUGAGUCACCCUGAGUUCUGCAUCGAGGACUUUGAACCUCAGAUCCCCUUGAUCGACGAGAACGAGGGCGAGGACGAGCCGCCCACCCAACGAAACUCCAUCAUUGUCCCCCAACCACUGACUGGACUGUCGCACCUUCCGCCGCUCCCGUCCACACCCAAUCAGAAUAACAAUGCUUUGGACCGCACCAUCCCUCUGCAUAAGGACGUCCCCAGGUCUGGCUUCAUCCCGCCCAACUCUGCAGGGCUGCCGCCAUGUCCGGGAAGCCCCCUCCACAGUCUGGAGACCUCACUGUCCGGGUCAAGUCGUUUCCUACAGAGAAGAACCAACAGCGGAAUGGAUUGUCGAACUAACAGCGAUAUAUUCUUUCUGACUGAGGAGAAGUUUGACUUCGAUGUCUGUCUGUCACCUGCCAGCUCCACAGGUGAUGAAGAUGAGGAUGAAGUGUUUAUGGGCCCUGUUACCCAUAAGGAGAAGUGUGUCUCCGUAAAUGAGACGUCUCAGGUUGAGGACAGUAAUAGUUGUGUGCAAAUGAGCUGGAGUCCGCUGGUCGGAGAUCAGCUGGACGCUGUGUGUCAGGAAGCUCACAGACUUGCCACCCAGCUGCAGAACAGCCGGCAGAAAAGUGAUGACGACGAGACCGCCAGCACAACCUCAGACAUCACGAACCACAAGGAAGAGUUUGUUCAGGAUGCAGAGGCCAAACUGGAUGUCAUUUGUCAGGCGGCUAGUGUACUCAGCCCCAUCAAACGCGAGACCUUCUGUGUGCAGGACAGUCCCAUGAAGCAGCUGCCGCCUGCUGUUCAGCGCCGUCUCCUGAGAGGAAGCAGCACCAAUGUAGCCUCAUCUAAUCGCUCUGCUGUAAUCAGCAAAGCACCAGCCACACGCCGCAGCAUGGCCACCACCACCAAUGCUACUGUAGCCACCCGUUCCUCUGCCAGACUCAGUACCUCCAGCCCUGUUGUUGUGGCCAAGACCCAGCCCAGGACAUCACUGCGAGGGAGGGCAUCGAUCAGUGUAGGUGUCGUACUGCCCAGCAAACCAACUGCCCCAACAACUUCCUGUUCAGCCAGCAAGACCAGAGUGGACAAAACCAGACUGCAACCACCCAGCAAGGUGGUGGCUGGGCGGAGGCGGAGCCCAAUGUCUCGUUCCACCAGCAGGACUGAGUCAUAUGAGGAUCUUCUCUCUGAUUCAACGAGCGUGGCCUCUGACCUAAGCGACUCCUCUCUCAACUCCAGCCUGGUGGGAAAACGCACACUGGGUCCACCUACUAAGAGUGCUUUAAGGAACCUGCCAGGUGUGAAAGCUCCGCCUCCUCAGAACAGGAGGAACACAUCCUCAUCCUCGUCUUCAAUGUCCAGCUUCAACUCCAGCUUGUCUGUGUCCCCUGCUAAAGGUAAACUGAACUCGUCUCUGAACCGAAGUGGCUCCACUUGCCCCGCCCCCAGCAGCAUCAGCAGGCCAGCCAGUCACAGCCGAACACGCCGCUCCAUCACCCACACCGUUGCAGAGCCAGUGCCCUCAAACCCUGGCCGCCGGUCUAUUUCCACCCAGGCCCGGAAGCUGUCAGAAACGGAGCGUCUCAAAACCAUCAAGUCUACGCCACUGAAGAGAGCUCAGACGACACAGCUCCAGGGGACGCCUGCAAAGAGAGUUAUGGAGAGGACCACCUCCGUUCCUCCCACCGCCUUAGUCCGCCCACAGAGUGCACUGAAGGCCAAACCCAAACCUGAGGCUCAGGUGGUACCAACGCCCAGUGGAGGAGUCAAAGGAGUCAGCCAAACCAAUAGUGUCUCAAGUAUGCUGAAGCCAAAGACACUGGUGUCAACAAACAGCAUGGACAGUCUUCCUCAGAGGUCCACUGCAGUCACUCUGACCCCCACUGCUGGAGGUGUCAGGUCACUGCAGAUGAAGCCUCGUCGUCCCUCCGCCCUACCCACCCCAGUGAGACACAAGAUGUCCUCCAUAGCUACGCCCAUGUCCACUAACCCGACCCGGUCCCAGAGGCCACCAUCCACCGCUGCUGAUAACGCUCCUGGUUCUGUCAGGAAGGAAAGCAGCUGCAGUAGCGUCUCCCCUGCACGCAUGGAGGAGGAGCAGGAGGAGGAGCCUGUUGAUGUCCCAGAAAUCCAGCCCUUCUCUCUGGAGGAGGAGCAGCCGCCCCCUGCUGCUCCAGUGUGCAUCACUCCAGAGCCAAAACAGUCAGAGGACACUGAUUCUGAAGCACCAAGCCAGGCACAGUCGGAGUCCACUAAAAACCUGAUCGAACUGGAAACAGCAGAGCAAACCAACAGCAAGGCACAAGAGGUUCUCCUGUUGGACCUUCCUGCUCCUGUUCUGCAGCCUCAAGAGAAGCUGCUCAUUGAUCUGACAAACACACCCGACUUGAUCCGCACCAGCGCCAAGAGCGGCACCGCAACUCAGCAGCUGAUUGACCUGAGCUCUCCGCUCAUCAAGUGGAGUCCAGAGGACAAGAGGGAGAACAACGCUCCUCUCAUCAACAUCUCCUUCUGAUCCAGGUUCAGAUCAAGACCUGGACCUGCCGCUCGUCUCUGCCGUGAACUGGAAUUAGCAGGGUUUCUGUCCUCCUAGGAACUUUUAAAGAGUAUUUUAUCAGUUAAGUCCUUACUGAAUCAGAGUGUUAUGGUUUAAAUUAUGAAAAUAUUCCAUGGUCGCAGAGGCUCCUCUGCACCUGAAUGUCAUUUUGAUUGUGUUUGUCUCGCUGCUCUUAUUGAUGUCUGAAUAAAUGUUGUUAAUGUCACUGUUGUAAAUGGCGAUGUUCCUGUGUUCAUGUGCAUUAAAUUCUUAAUAUCCA
Solea solea (common sole) is the source of this 6725-nucleotide messenger RNA. Its product is annotated as plasma membrane calcium-transporting ATPase 1-like. The coding region runs from base 437 to 6424 and encodes 1995 amino acids. Gene Ontology annotation, molecular function: ATP binding; PDZ domain binding; P-type calcium transporter activity. The record is from RefSeq and is a predicted model, not a curated record. The transcript has 32 exons. Gene Ontology annotation, cellular component: intracellular membrane-bounded organelle; membrane. Gene Ontology annotation, biological process: regulation of cytosolic calcium ion concentration; calcium ion transmembrane transport. Lineage: Eukaryota; Metazoa; Chordata; Actinopteri; Pleuronectiformes; Soleidae.